GGAAGUCGAAUACGCAGGUCUGAAUCCGAGCGUAUUCAGUAUUUCAAAGACCAGUCGCAAUGUGAUGAUAUGGAGCCGCAUCGAGUUCAUUGUGCUUGGUGCGACAAAUGGAUCAACCUUGGCAAGAGACAGACGUAUGCUGUUCGUCCUUGGGAGAUCCAUCGACGGAGAUGUGACCCACGGUCCCCUGUGUCGAAGAACAGUCAUCGAAGUGAGACCGAAGUGGAAAAACCUGAAGGAGCGAAUUCGGUAUCGGAAUUGAGUCAGCAGAUUACCAAACAGCCUUCACCUCAGCCGGCUCGGCAGAGUGACGCCGAAAGGAAAGCUUUACUGGAAGAGGAUCCUCGUGCUCAAGAGGCCAAACCGCACGAAGUUCUCUGUCGAUCCUGCCAGAAAUGGAUCAAGCUGUCGAUCGAUCAUGCCUAUAUUCUUGGAAAUUGGCACGCACAUCAACAACGGUGUUCGGGUGUUGUACCCAGCAGCCGAGUGGCUACCGCAGAGAGAAAAUACAGUCUGCUGACUGACCCUCAAGCGAAGUCGUCUUCCGCCCAACACGUCGAGUGCGCCUUUUGCAGGACGAAUGUCGAGCUGGACGGUGUCGCUCAGUAUGAUUUGACCAAGUGGCACGAACACAAAGCCAAGUGUUCUUCUAAUCCUGUUCAACCCACUCCAAAAGCUCCUAGUUCGCGUCUUUCGCGCGUUUUCCCUCCACCAUCUGGCCAAGCUGUCUCACAAGCGUCUAUAAGCGAGGUACACAAACUCUUUGCAUCCUCAAGUUCACCGUCUACAGACGCUACAGCCAUCAAUGACAACUCCCCAUAUCGCACUGGGGAGAAACGUGCCCGGGACGAAGAAGACGCUGGAGAAGUCCGUCCUGUGAAUCGUCCAAGAACUGUGGCCUACCAAGCGCCCGAGAGUGAGGCGCCAGGUCCGUGGGGUUGGUUUAUGCAGCCUUUCAAAGCUUUCGUGCGUGGUUUCCGUGAAGGUUUAGGCGCCCCAUCUACGUAAAUGUUGGCACUAGUGUGUUAUGUGAAGUUAUGUCGACUGUAUUGUACCCUGCUCUAUCUAUUGUGCCUUGUUUUCUUUAUAAUGCCAUUCAACUAUUCCCCUGGAUGCUUGGGGGUAAAUGUAAA
Suillus subaureus is the source of this 1133-nucleotide messenger RNA. RefSeq lists its product as uncharacterized. Lineage: Eukaryota; Fungi; Basidiomycota; Agaricomycetes; Boletales; Suillaceae. The coding region runs from base 70 to 1008 and encodes 312 amino acids. The transcript has 4 exons. The record is from RefSeq and is a predicted model, not a curated record.